Messenger RNA from Mya arenaria, 1361 nucleotides. RefSeq lists its product as uncharacterized. The transcript has 6 exons. Bases 114 to 1361 code for a protein of 415 amino acids. The record is from RefSeq and is a predicted model, not a curated record. NCBI's taxonomy places the organism in Eukaryota, Metazoa, Mollusca, Bivalvia, Myida, Myidae.
UUCCCCGUUGUCAUGGAAACCAAGGCCGGCGGCCCAUUCAUGCGUUAACUUUUCAAGAAAUUGAAAAUGUAAUAUCAUUUUUAAAGAAUGUUGCAAUUGAUGAAGGACUUCCCAUGCCUGCAGCACCCAGAGGGAGAGCCAAUGACGCACCAGUUUUCCUCCACAGCUCCACCACAAAGAUGAAAAUGCAUAAAUUAUAUGAAAAAUCGUGCAAUGAAGCAGCCACAAAAUGUAUUAAAUAUAGGACGUUCUGCAGAUUGUGGCAUGAGCUUUGUCCAAACAUCAAGAUCGCCACUCCCCAAGAGGACGUGUGUGUCACGUGCGAGAUGUCACGGAAAGGAGUCGCUGAUGCCACGACAGACGACGAGAAGCUAGCUGCUGCAUCAGCUCUCGAGAAACACAUCAAUGCGACCAGAAAAGAGCACAAGGUGUACAAAGACUGCGUUACUACUGCUAUGGACGAAUUGAGAGGCACGGGUCGUCCUACAGAGCCAGUCGAGCCAUGCUCAACUGACUUUCAGCAUGCACAUUACACGUUCGACUUUGCUCAGAAUUUGUGCCUGCCACAUCACAGUCGCCAGAUGGGACCUAUGUACUUUGUCACUCCUAGAAAAGUUCAUUUAUUCGGGUUUCGGGACGACGCCCUUCCGAUUCAGUAUAAUUUUCUAAUCGACGAAGCCGAGACUAUGAUGCAGGAUGGAGGUGGCAUUCACGGGCCAGAUGCUGUAAUUUCGCUCGUGGAUUACGCUCUGACAGAGUUUGGGCACGGGGAGCGAGUGACUACUCUUCAUGCGGACAAUUGUGGCGGACAAAACAAAAACCGCUACCUGCUAGCGUACUUCUGCUGGAGGACCAUGAUCGGCCUUAACGAGGAGAUACGCUAUUUGAUGCAGGUAGCAGGUCAUGCCAGGUGCAUAAUAGACGCUGUGUUCGGGCGAAUCAAGGCGCUUUACAGGCGAACGGACUGUGAAACCUUGAGCGACCUAGAAAACGUUGUUGCAUCUUCUUCAACUACAAAUGAGGCUGUCCUUUACAAGAAACCUGACGGGACCUCGAGGUUUGAAUGGCGGGAAUGGAAGACAUUUCUUGGGGAACAGUUUCGUGCACUAAAAGGAAUACGGUCAUAUCAGCAGUUCCGAUUCACCUCUGAGUCGCCUGGCAUCAUUUUUUUGAAGAAAGGAGAAGACAACGAGGAGACGAGCUACUGUGUGUUCCGUGGUGGAAAUGUAUUGUCAAGUAGACCGCAGGAAGUCCAAGCUGCUGGUUUAAGCCGCGAGCGCCAGGCAUACUUGGCAACUCACGUGCGAAAAUACUUGCGGGCGAAGAACAAGGACACAACAUGUCCGCUUUCUGAGGAAUAG